ACACAGAAAUAUACUAUAAAAAGUUAUCUUCAUUUUCAAGUUCUUGAGCGACUGCUCUUCACGCAUGUUUUUUUUCUCUUCGAAUUUAUGAAUGUUUAGACUAGGUGUUGAUAGAUAGCUUACCACAAACAGGUUCAACACUCAAAUUUUAGAUUUCUUCAUUAGAAUAUUCUAUCGAACAGUCGACGAACAUUCCUAUUCUUGCAUUUGCACCUUCGUGACCUAUGCCCACCCGUUACAGACGGCACCUCCGCCUGCUUCAGGGCAGCGGAGAUGGAUGCGGCAAGACUGGAGUUAAGGGUGGAGGAAGGAAAGAAAAGGUGGGUAAGAAAGAAAGUGAAAAUUUUGACAAAAGAAUAAAAUAGGGAUAAAGAUGUAAUUUUACACAAAAAUUAAAUAUUUUUAUUUUUAUUUUAUUUUAGUUGAGUGUGAAUUUUAUUUUUUUAAUUUUAUAUCGUGAAGAACAAUUUUAGUAUUUGUUUUUUACUACUCAAGUAAUAGGCAGGAUGAAUUAUGAUCCCACAAAAUGAAUGAAUUAUUUAUUUAAGCAUGAAAAUGGUAAAUAAGUAAAUAAAUGCAAUUACGAUUCCAGCCUAACCAAAAUAAAUCAGGAAUUCUCCGACACGAUGCACUGAAUUACAUUUCAUAAACUUGCUAAUACUGUCAGUGCAAUUUCUAUAGCAAAUUUUUUCACCUAAAACCCUGUAAUCUCAAUUUCGAUCUGGUUUUGUAUCCGUUUCUACAGCUGCUCUACCCAGCAUGGUGGUCUGCAAAUGCCGCAAGGCGACUAAGUUGUAUUGCUUCGUCCACAAGGUGCCGGUCUGUGGGGAAUGUAUAUGCUUUCCGGAACACCAAAUCUGUGUGGUGCGUACAUACUCAGAAUGGGUAAUUGAUGGAGAGUAUGAUUGGCCUCCUAAAUGCUGCCAUUGUCAAGCUGAGCUUGCAGAAGGGACAGACCCUCAAACUGCUCGAUUGGGCUGUUUGCAUGUUAUACACGCAAAUUGUUUAGUUUCGCAUGUUAAAAGUUUUCCUCCGCAGACAGCUCCUGCUGGAUAUGUCUGCCCAGCCUGCUCUACACCGAUAUGGCCUCCAAAAAGUGUGAAAGAUUCAGGAUCACGCCUCCAUUCAAAGCUGAAAGAAGCAAUUAUGCAGACUGGUUUGGAGAAGAAUGUAUUUGGGAACCACCCAGUACCGUUGCAGGGAGCAGAAUCCCGUAGUCCUCCACCUGCAUUUGCUUCUGAACCCUUGGUACACGCCUCUGGUACAGUUGAUAAAACUGCAGCUUCUACUGCAAGACCUGCAAAUUUGGAUAUUUUGGAGAUAGAUGGAUAUAGCUCUGGGACAUCAUCUUUGCCCAAUCAUGAGCCCGAUUUUAUGAAAAACACAAGUCCUACUGGUCCUGGUGCAACCACACGAAAGACUGCUGUGCAAGUGGACAGACAAAACUCUGAGGUUCCAUACUACGCUGACGACGAAGAUGCAAAUAGGAAAAAGUACUCUCGAAGAGGUUCAUUUCGCCACAAGUUCCUUAGGUCAUUGCUGCCUUUCUGGUCUAGUGCAUUGCCAACUCUACCAGUUACUGCGCCACCAAGGAAAGAUACGUCUCAUGGGGAUGAUGCCCCAGAACGCCGUGCAAGGCACCACAAGACUUCACGAAUGGACCCUAGGAAGUUGCUCUUAAUUAUAGCCAUCAUGGCCUGCAUGGCGACAAUGGGUAUUCUAUAUUACAGAAUUGCACGCGGUCUGGGUGAAGAAUUGGCCGAUGAUGAGCCACAAUGAUCAACCUUGCGAGUGAGUGAUACGGCUAACACAGCCGAGGAAGAACCUCUGUUAAUUUUAUGUUUUUUAGUAGAAAACACCAAAAUCUUCAAGAUAUGUUUUUUGGUCGUAGCAAUAUUCAAUUCUCCAAAAGAUUUGUUGUCCAUAACCCUCGUUCUCUCUCUCUCUUGAUCUUGUUUCCGGAAAAUUGUUCUAGCUUAGAUGUAUUCCCUUCCCUUCUUUCUCGUGUUCACCCGAAAGAGAUUGUGUGGCCAAAGCAGUAUUCACGAGUUCUGAGAAAUUAAUCAUCUGUGUUGUUGAUAAGAUUUUGAAUGAUAAUAUUCGACUGAAUGAUUUAACUUUA
This is a messenger RNA of Salvia miltiorrhiza (redroot sage), 2122 nucleotides long. RefSeq lists its product as uncharacterized. Bases 760 to 1779 code for a protein of 339 amino acids. The transcript has 9 exons. NCBI's taxonomy places the organism in Eukaryota, Viridiplantae, Streptophyta, Magnoliopsida, Lamiales, Lamiaceae. Gene Ontology annotation, cellular component: Golgi apparatus. The record is from RefSeq and is a predicted model, not a curated record.